AUGGACACUCCUCGCAUAAGAAACGUUAUAGAGAAUAUCACCUUGCGCGCGAUUCUGUUCAAUAGUGUUCCCAAUUCCAACGCAGUCUUUGAUGCGAUCAGAGAAAGUGGCAGAUGGUCUAGACAUGACACAAGAUUUAUGGGACACCACGCCUUUGCUACCGCAGUGCGUAUGGAAGCUGGUACACUUCUAAAUGAAACUGACUCCAGAACCUUAAGAUACGCUUCCUCGAUCCUCUGGAAGGAAGUUCCACCACAGUCAAAGCAGAAUUAUAUAGACUGCGCUCAACAAGUCCAUUUUAAUAUCUGUCGACGAUACCGGCCGAUGUAG
Messenger RNA from Acaulospora morrowiae, 330 nucleotides. NCBI's taxonomy places the organism in Eukaryota, Fungi, Glomeromycota, Glomeromycetes, Diversisporales, Acaulosporaceae. The record is from the annotation of a GenBank genome assembly.